AUGCCUGUGCAGCUUCAGGUGGCAUAAGAAGUCAAAAGACUAGGUUUUGAGACGGGUCUCCAUCUCUAUCUGAAAGCCCGAAGAGAAUUUGCAGCUGCCCUUCUCUCUCUCAUUCUCCUCUUUGGACGCAGUUCCAUUUGUGGUGUGUUUGGCUUCCAAGAAACUACCGUAUGUUAUUAUAAUUUUCCUUGAAUAUUUUGUUCAUGAAGUCUUAGCUAUAUCAUGGGAGUAUGAGAUCCUAAGUGUUUAUGUAUUACGAAUUUACAAUGCAAAGCUGAGAAAGUAAGACAGGUAAAAUGCAAGGAGUACUCAAAACUUUUACAUCACACGGAAGCAUUGUGAAAAAUGGAGUUUUGAGACACAUCCGUCUUGUGAAUCCCCUGCUCCAGCCUGUUGCGUUUUCACGUUUUGAGUCUGCUACGCCUGCCAAUGCCCACAUAGAAGAGCAGGGUUUUGAAAGCACCAGAAUUGCAGAUGUCUUGAAUGCAAAAGGUAAAGGUGCUGAUGGUUCCUGGCUCUGGUGCACAACCGAUGACUCUGUUUAUGAUGCUGUUAAGUCGAUGAUCCAGCACAAUGUUGGAGCCUUAGUUGUUGUGAAAUCCGGAGAGCAAAAAUCUCCCGCAGGAAUCAUAACAGAGAGAGAUUAUCUCAGGAAGAUCAUAGUUCAGGGAAGAUCAUCCAAGUCAACAAAAGUUGGGGAUAUCAUGACUGAGGAGAACAAGCUUAUCACUGUCACCCCUGACACCAAAGUUUUGUGGGCAAUGCAACUCAUGACAGAUAACCGAAUCAGGCACAUUCCAGUAAUGGACAACGGGAAAAUGGUUGGAAUGGUGUCCAUUGGUGACGUGGUUCGUGCUGUGGUGAGUGAGCACCGGGAGGAGCUAAACCGCUUGAAUGCUUUUAUUCAAGGUGGUUACUAGAUAGUGAUGAUGACGAAGAAGUGAGACGCUGCUUUAGUUGACAUGCCGGAAUGACAAACAGUAAUAACCCUCGCCCGAGUGCCUGUAUAUAUCGUGUGUUCGUUUGUGCACCUCCGGUUGUUCGACAAACAGUAAUAACCCUCGCUCGGGUGCCUGUAUAUAUCGUGUGUUCGUUUGUGCACCUCCGGUUGUUCGACAGACAGUAAUAACCGUCGCUCGAGUGCCUGUAUAUAUCGUGUGUUCGUUUGUUCACCUCCGGUUGUUGUUUGGUUCUGUACUUCCAGUUACUGUCUAAUUACAAACCUGUGGGACUAUCAAGUACUUAACAAUAAGCAAUGUUAUGUUUUGCUUAAAUCGUC
This is a messenger RNA of Malus domestica (apple), 1279 nucleotides long. RefSeq names its product CBS domain-containing protein CBSX3, mitochondrial-like. The record is from RefSeq and is a predicted model, not a curated record. NCBI's taxonomy places the organism in Eukaryota, Viridiplantae, Streptophyta, Magnoliopsida, Rosales, Rosaceae.